This is a messenger RNA of Oreochromis aureus, 3749 nucleotides long. RefSeq names its product THAP domain-containing protein 6-like. The record is from RefSeq and is a predicted model, not a curated record. Bases 2092 to 2664 code for a protein of 190 amino acids. The transcript has 5 exons. NCBI's taxonomy places the organism in Eukaryota, Metazoa, Chordata, Actinopteri, Cichliformes, Cichlidae.
AGCAGAGGCAACGAGGCUGAGAUCUGAUUAGCAGUGUAAAACGGGUGAGUUUAUACCACAGGGAUCUGCUGAGGAACUAACUCCUACCCCAGUCUGGGAUCUUCAGCUUAAGGAUUGCUUGUUUCACCUGCAUGGACAGCUCCUUUGACCACAUGUUGUCUGUUCACAGCAAAAUCUCCAAAUGCAAGCACCACACCUCAAAUCAGCUCCAGGCACGAGGACAUAACGAAGGAUGGUUGAUGUAACAGUUGUUGGGACACUUUUAUUACACUUACAGUAAUGUAAAGCAUCGUCUUGAUUGAUAUUAUCCCUUAUUUUCAGGGAUUCCACAUGGGAGGUGAAGAACCACAAAUUGUUCAUAGUUAAAGCAAAGCUAAGCGCUACAUAUCUUUAUGCAUGCUCAAACAACUGGGUAAGUACAUCCCAGAAAGUUGAUUCUUUUCAUCUGGAUGCAGCAUUUUUGGUGGGAGAAACGUAAUGCAAGCUCUUACAAUGCUGUGGUUGCAUUGAAAGUACCCUCAGUGCACAACCGGCCAAAGUGCCACAAAGACUGUUGGUGCGACACGUGAUGGGACGCCAAGAUCGAGCAUAAAAACACGAUCAGUCUCCUCAGAUCGUGACCUGUCCUGAUGAUAAGAGGGUUGUAUGACGGUGUUAAAAACAGAGCCAAAGGGUCUGACUGUCCAAGGUGGACAGCUGUGCAGGUCUUGGAGGAUCCUCUGAUGUUGGUGUAAACCUGAUCCAGUGUUUUUCCAUUCCAUGUUCCAAUGGGAACAUUUUUGUGGCACAGGUUUGUGUGGUUAAAGUCCCCCGCCAUGAUAAAGGAACUAGCCGGAAGCCUUGUUGUUUACUGAUGGCAUUGUGCAGUCUACUCACAGCUAAUUUUGCACUGGUCCGUAGAUGACUUUACACAGCAAAGACAAACAGUGCGCUACGUUCAUUGCUGAGAUGAAAAGGUGUCCAUUUUAGCAAUGUGAACUCCAAGUCUGUCGAAAAUGUCUUUCUCUAACAGUGACAUCAGUCAAGAGUUGUCUUUCAACAAAUCCACACACCUCUUCCUUUGUUCUUCUCAGCCUCUGGUGUGCAAUCCACUCUGUAGACACUGUGCCCCUGUGUUUCCACAGCUGCAUCUGGGAUGUUUUUAAUACAGCCAUGUGUCGGAAUUUAUUGUUACACACCUGUCACUGACAAACUACAGUCUCAAAUCAUCCGUUUUGUUGAAAAGUGAGCGAGAACAGACAAGAACUAAACUGUGCCAAGACUAACGUAGCCUGGCUCUUCAUCAGAGUGCGUGCAGGUCCAGUCAGUUUCGAUUCCAGGGCAGAAUUUCUAAAAAAGAGAUUUGGCUUUGAGGUGGAUCAGUGUUCUUUUUGUACUGAUGAAAAUGAAACCCUAAAACAUCUUUUUUUUUCUAUGCCCUAUCACACAGUGUUUUUGGUGUGACAUAAAAAAUUGGAUUUCUCUAAAAAUUAAUGAUGUGCCACCAUUUGAACUAUAUCAUAUUGUUUUUAUGUGGAUCAUCUAACUUUGGAUGUCUCUGACAUAUUAACAUCAUCAUAGUAUUGGGUAAAUAUUAUAUCCAUUGUGCUAAAUGGAGGAACUCUAAGCCUUCUUUCCCUGGUUUUGUUAAUGAUUUUAAGUUCUUUUUUUCUUCGCUUAAAAAGGUAAAGAGCAAAUAUGCCAAAAAAAUUACCAGGGUAUUGCCCAUCUCCUGCUAUUCUAAAUUUUGACUUUUUUUUUUUUCCACUGCUCCCUUUUAUGCACAAUUUAAAUGCCUGCCAUGUAUCUUUUCUGUUUUUUUAUUGUAUUUUUUAUUCGUUUAUUUAUUUAAUUUUCUAUUAUUCCCCUAAUGCUGUAUUUCUUGUACUGUUGUACUGUUUCUAAUUUUCAUUUGUAUUAUUAUCCGUGUUACCCUCUUCGAGAGUUUGUUUUUGCAAUUGCGCAAAAAAAAAAAAAAGUUUGUUUUCCGGAUCACGUGACCACUGCCUUCAUGACGAUUCAUACGCGGGUUCCUCAUCCGGCUCCUGAGAUGCGUUAAUACCGCCGCCAUAUUGCAACGGGGUUCUUUGGGUCAGCCCAAAAUAAUAGAACAUGCCAGACUUUUGUGCCGCUCUCGGGUGCUCUAAUCAAAGAAACGCCAACACCAAGCAGCAGGGAAUAACUUUUCACAGGUUCCCGAAGGACAAAGUUAAAAGGCAGUUAUGGAAAAUGGCCCUGAAGAGAAGAGACUUUGAGCCAAAUGACCGCUCGGUUGUCUGCAGCUGUCAUUUCAAAGCAGAAGACUUUGACAGGACUGGACAGACAACUCGUAUAAGAGAAGGAGUGAUUCCAUCAGUUUUUCUAUUUACAAGACAUCUUGGCAAGGCACAUACUGCAACCAGAACAAGCAGGACCUCUCAGAAAGCUGCAGAACAACCCCCACAGGUGCAGGCUGUGGAGCCCACAGCAUCUGAUCAUCAGUAUGCUCUAGACCCAGUGCAAGUAAAAAAGCGGUUAAAUGAGGCCCGGGAGAAGUUGGAGGAAUUGCGUCGGGACUUAAGAAAUGCUAAGGAUCGGGAAAGAAGGCACAAAAAGACAGUAAAAAGCUUGCUGGAGGAUUUGAAACACAAACACAUACUCUCAGAAGAACUGCAGCAAAGACUGGAUGAUAUUCUGCUUGGGUAAACUGUGGCCUCUCUUUGUGUCUCCACUGGCCUGAGGUGUUCCUAAAAAAAACAAAAAAAAAGUUGCUCAGAUUUGAUAUUAAAGUUCUUAAAAAAUAUCUCCAAAAGUUGAAUCUGUUCAUCUGGACGUAGCGUUUUGUGGGAGAAACGUUUCGUCACUCAUCCAUCCGUUUCUCCCACAAAACGCUACAUCCAGAUGAACAGAUUUACUUUCCUGGAUGAUUGAGAAUGCAUCAAGACUUCUUAAAAAAUAGUGUUUCCAUAACACCAUAUGGGUUAUAUUAGUGUGAUCCUUUGUAAAUGUUCAAAAUAAAAUCUAUAACACUUUAAAAAAAAAAUCAUAACAAGUGAAGUGAUAAACAGUCACUGUAGAAUUUUAUCAAACAUUUAUACUGGAAGCAAAGGAACCUCUCACUCAUGUUUCAUUAAGUGCUCGUCAGCAAGCAGACCCAGUGCAUCACCUGAGAGCAGAUCAAUGUUAUCUGCCACUCAGGAAGCGGUUCCUCAAAGACCACUUUGUUCAGUGUUAAAAAGUAUCCUUCUGGAAGACUUCAAGUGAGAGUUGGGCUGCUUUGACUGACAAACGUACCAGCACAGCUCGCUGUGUGCUGCUGUUCCAGGCUUUAGAGCAAUUUAAUGGAAUUAUCUGACAAAUAAUCUGACCUGCUGUGUUGUGGUUUUAAGGCCUGAUAUUGCACGUAAUCUAAGCAGUCUUGCAGACACAGCAUGCUAACGAUGUCUUAGUCAGGAGCCUCUAAGAUCCACUCCAGAAGGCUCAUCUUGUAUCUCAUGGCAGUUUCGUAUAAUCCCGCAGCUUUUUACUUUGACAUUAGAUUUUAUGUGACUAUUAUCAAUUCUUUCCUUUUUUGUUGAACUAUUCUAUUGUCUGCUACACAAACCCAAAUUCUUAAGCAUUAACAAGCUGUCCUUUUAAGCACAACUUGGUUCAUCCGUGUUAUAGAGCUCAACCUUCCUGCAGCUCCUCUGCAGUAACAUUAAGCACACCUUUGAUCUCACGAGUAUUCCUUGUCCAAUCAGACCUCGAUUACUCGAGUACUCUUACAAUAAAUUAUUUCAUCUCUUGUA